This is a messenger RNA of Diaporthe amygdali, 1383 nucleotides long. Its product is annotated as cytochrome P450. Gene Ontology annotation, molecular function: heme binding; monooxygenase activity; oxidoreductase activity, acting on paired donors, with incorporation or reduction of molecular oxygen. The coding region runs from base 1 to 1383 and encodes 460 amino acids. The record is from RefSeq and is a predicted model, not a curated record. Lineage: Eukaryota; Fungi; Ascomycota; Sordariomycetes; Diaporthales; Diaporthaceae. The transcript has 7 exons.
AUGGAUCGAAUUGGUAUCGAAACAAUUACAUCACAGUUCUCCCUGUUCAUUGGCAGUGUCAUAUUCUUGUGGCUCUCGGUUUCAACACUCACCGCCUGGUAUCGACUACGGCAUAUACCAGGGCCCUGGAUUGCUUCCAUCUCAAAUCUAUGGAUUAUCAAAGCCUCUACUAGCAAGAAACUAGCUGAAGUCUUCGAAAAGGCUGGAGAGAAAUACGGCCCACUUGUAAGGAUCGGGCCAAACCAGAUCCUAACAUCUGAUGCCGACUUCCUGCGAAGAACGUCGGCUGCGCGAGGAACCUACAACAAGAGCCAGUGGUACAACGCUUUCAGAUGGCAACCGUACAUGGAUAGCGUGUUCACCCUGCAAGACUACGUGAGUCAUGACAAGAGAAAGGAACAAAUAUCCAUCGCCUAUAAUAUCACCGGUCGGGAGGUCGACCUCAUCGAGCCAAGCAUCGACGAGCAAGUGCUGGCGAUGGUGGAUACACUGCGAACAAGAUAUCUGCCCGAACAUGAGAAAUGCAACCCUCCACUGCUCGACUUCAGCGACUUCUCCUCGUUUCUGACUAUGGAUGUGAUUACCCGGGCGGCCUUUGGAGAGGAAUUUGGACAUCUGAGAACCAAUUCAGAUGUCACCGGCUUUCUUGCUGAUUUACGACAACUCUGGCCUAUGGUUGCCUUGGUGAACGAGACCCCUUUUCUUCGCAGCUUCUUCUACUCGAAGACGUACCUCAAGCUUUUUGGGCCCAAUAUCACAGACAAGACUGGCAUCGGAAAGCUCAUGUCAGGUGUCGUGAGGAUUGUCCAUCAGCGGUACGCUAAACCAGAAACUCAAGUGCGGAAUGACAUGCUGGGAUCCUGGAUAGAGCAUGGACUCACUCAACAAGAGAGCGAGGCCGAAGGAAUGUUAUCUAUCAUUGCUGGCUCCGAAACCACUGCCUCGGUCUUAAGAAUCACCUUCUUGUGUCUGUUGUCAAGCCCACCAGUCUAUUACAAAUUGAAAGCUGUGGUGAAGGAAGCUGUCAAGAGCGGUACUGUGUCCGAGCCAAUUUCCUAUGGAGAGGCAAAAGAGAUACCGUAUCUGAGAGCUGUGGUAUAUGAAGGCAUGCGCAUGCGACCAGGGAAUGUGGGUGCCUUCCCAAAGGUAGUGCCACCCGAGGGAGAGGUAGUCCAGGGAAAGUUCAUACCUGGCGGCACGAUCAUCGCAAUGAAUGUACCCUACAUGCUCCGAUCUCCAGAAUUGUUUGGCCCUGACACUGGCCUCUUUCGUCCUGAACGAUGGAUGGAGGUUUCAGAAGAUGAACAGGCCGAUAUGGAACGCCAGGUUGAGAUGAUGUUCGGAUCCGGGAGGUGGAUAUGUGCGGUUGUUCCGUCACUUUGA